AUGGCGCCCCAUCCACCAGGCCUGUGCCCAAUCAUGAUAGGUGAUCCUGCCCUGCUCUUCGGCGGGUGGGGCCACCGCCUCGCGCGCCUCUCUCUCCGGUUCCCCAGCGGCAGAACGGAGCUGGCGUUCGUGGAAGCCCGUGCUGGAAAAGCGCUCCGUGCCUGUGCGUUGGCGGCCGCCGUGCUCGCGCUGCUCGCUGCCAUCGCCGUGUACCAGGAUGACGGUCGCAGCUGUGAAGAAGGCGUGGACCCGGCGGCCUGGACCGUCUACUGGAUGAAGAUCGCAAGUAUUUUGGAUAUUUGA
Messenger RNA from Prorocentrum cordatum, 303 nucleotides. Lineage: Eukaryota; Dinophyceae; Prorocentrales; Prorocentraceae. The record is from the annotation of a GenBank genome assembly.